AUGUCACGUUUGAAUAUACCUGGACACUAUUUUGAUGAAGAGCGUGGCAGAUAUUUCAAAGUUGUCAACGGAGCAAUACCGUCAUCAAGUGAAGGGGAAUUGAAGUACCACAAUAAUUCUAUACAAGCGGAGAAAAGAAUCAAACAUUAUGAUAAGCGGGAGCGUGAUGGGCUACAAGGAAGCUCAUAUAAGAACAAGAAACUGCGCAACGAAGAGCUAAUCAAGAACCCAAAUAUCAAAAACCCUUUAAGAAAAGAUCAGUCGCGACUACGGAAAUUUCAAUUUGACAAUGUAAGUUUUCUAAACCUCAAAACGGGUACAAUAGAUUAUAGUAACGAUUAUUACAAAGAAGAUCAAACAGACCUUUUACGAGCAGGGUUUGCUCAUAGAAAGUCCAAGAUAAUAAUACCGCAAUGCAUUAUUGCUGCGUAUCAUAGGGGCAGUUUUAUCAUCAAUCGACUUUCACAGAGUACCGAGCUAGAUUUCUCCCAAGCGAUGAAAAUGGCAGUGUUUGACUCAUUACGUGAAACUUAUCAGCAGCCGUCGCAAGUCUGCUAUUAUAGAGGCGACGAUGGAAUAGUCAAAUUGGAUUCCCGUUCAAUGCAUGACGUUUUCAAAAUUGAAUGUUAUGGCACGAAUUCGUUGAUAAUAGUAGGAGAUUUGGACUACCAGUUGGACAUUUUACAACUAUACGAGUUUAGUCGUACUCAUCAAAUAUGCAUACCUAGGUACCAUCGGUUUGACGAAAUCAAAGGUGAGUUUGAAGAUUUAACUGUUGAUUUUAUGAAGUUCUUAAAAAAAAAUCUUAAUAAGCAUCCCCGUGGUAAAGAUUUGGAAAGAGCAUUUGGCUUUCACAAUGUGGAAUUCCCCAAUUAUUUAAAAAUAGGCGUGGAGGAGGUAAACGAGAAAUUGAAUGAUAAGCAAAACGACCCCGUUGGAGCUAACAGACACUUGCAUUCUUUUUUGGAUUAUCAUGACAGCGCUAGACCAGAGAUGGUCUAUAUCAAGGAUCCAGUGCCUUUGCUUGCUCGCGAAUAUCCGAAAAUAGUAGCUGGUAUUUCGAAAUCUAAACAUAUAUAUCUAUUAUCAUCCAAGGGGGAUUUAAUAUGCUUUAAACAUCAAGCAAAUCUGAUGCCCAACCAACAAAAAUUGACAAUGAAUUUCAGUAAUUUUAGUAAUUUCAAGCUCAUCGACACAAAUAUAUCAGUACCAGAAAACAUUACAUUGCAAGUCUUGGAGCUGGCUAAAUCCAGUGUGGUUUUCUUCAAUACCAGAGUAAACAUCUUUUCGGUAGUGGUGGAGACUGGACAAGUGUCCACAUACAGCAUGGGAUUUGUGAGAAAGUUUUUCAUCAUUAAUGAAAAUAAAUUACUUGUUGUUAGGAAGAAUGACAUAGUGUUUUUCAACACUGUUUCUAAAACCUAUGAAAAAAUAGCUGAUUACAACAAUUGCAAUAACGGGUACCAACAAUUUGAGGUAAUACAGAAUCAUUUUAUUUACAAUGUGGGACAAAAGUUUACAGUUUAUAAUCUUAAGAGGGGAUCUGGCGACAGAGAUGCUACAACUAAGAUCAAUUUUUCCUUUUUGAAGUAUGGUUUUUUCAAGGAUUUCUAUUUGAUCAAAAUCAUCGAUAUGGGAACUGAAAAUGGACGAAUGCAUCUUGGAUUUCAGCAUAUGAACAAAGAGAAAGACCAAACACUAUUUGAGGCUUAUACUUUAUAA
This is a messenger RNA of Lodderomyces oxycetoniae, 1722 nucleotides long. RefSeq lists its product as uncharacterized. The transcript has a single exon. The record is from RefSeq and is a predicted model, not a curated record. Bases 1 to 1722 code for a protein of 573 amino acids. NCBI's taxonomy places the organism in Eukaryota, Fungi, Ascomycota, Pichiomycetes, Serinales, Debaryomycetaceae.